Molecule: messenger RNA, 3150 nt
Organism: Triticum turgidum subsp. durum (durum wheat)
Lineage: Eukaryota; Viridiplantae; Streptophyta; Magnoliopsida; Poales; Poaceae
Source: the annotation of a GenBank genome assembly
AUGGCGGGGACCAUCUCCCGCAUCCGGCUGGAGAACUUCAUGUGCCACUCCAGCUUGCACAUCGAGCUCGGCGAGCACGUCAACUUCAUCACCGGGCAGAACGGCAGCGGAAAGAGCGCGAUCUUGACGGCUCUGUGUAUCGCCUUCGGCUGCCGCGCCAAGAACACGCAGCGGGCCGCCACCAUUAAAGAUUUCAUCAAGACUGGCUGCAGUUAUGCAGCAAUUGCUGUUGACAUCAACAACCAAGGGGAAGACUCGUUCAAGCCUGAUGUAUACGGAAACUUAAUUAAACUGGAACGCAGGAUUACUGAGUCAUCAAGUUCUACGAUUUUAAAGGAUCAACAUGGUAGGAAGGUGGCAAAUCGCAAAGAUGAUCUUAAUGAGAUAAUUGAACAUUUUAAUAUCGAUGUUGAAAAUCCUUGUGUAAUUAUGAGUCAAGACAAAAGUAGAGAAUUCCUGCACUCAGGAAACGACAAGGAUAAGUUUAAGUUCUUUUUCAAGGCUACUCUUCUUCAACAAGUCAAUGAGUUACUGGAGACAAUAAGAGAUCAGCUGAACAAUGCAGACUCUGUUGUUCAAGAGUUGGAGAAGUCAAUUAAGCCAGUGAUGAGAGAACUUGAUGAAUUACGAGAGAAGAUAAAGAAUAUGGAACACAUAGAAGAGAUAGCACAUGAUAUCGAUAAUUUGAAGAAAAAGUUAGCCUGGUCAUGGGUUUAUGAAGUCGACCAGCAAAUUGAGGAACAGACAGUGAGACUCCAGAAACUCAAAGAACGAAUUCCUGCAUGCCAAGAAAGAAUUGACCGAAAUACAGUCGUUAUAGAUGACCUGAAGAAAGAGCUUACUGAAAAGGAAGAACUUGUAAGAUCUUUAGGCGAUAAGACUCAUGAAGUGAACAGCAUGAAGAAAAGUAUGGAAGAUAACAUUGCUGAGGUUGUGAAGUUGAAGAUUGAACUAGAGGCAGAGCAUGAGCGUGGGACACGUACGCUGGAGAAAAUGAAUGGCCGGUUGAAACAAAUGCAGGCACAACUCCGUGAUUUCCAAAUGCAGCAUAUGCAAUUUACUCAAGCUGAGGCAUCUCAAAUUGAGGAAGACAUGCAGAACAUACAACGGGAGAUUGAUUAUCUUGAUUCAAAUGUUACAAGGUUAAGAGAGGAAGAAAAAGAAUUUUCUGAAGAGUUAUCAGGCAUCCAAAAGUCUAUCAGUGACAUAGCAAAAGAGAUAGCUGAAAGUGAUAAAAGGAUACUCCAAUUGAAAUCUCACAUGGAUGGUCUUCAACAGCGUCAAAGUAAUACGGUAACGGCAUUCGGGGGACAAAAAGUUCUGAAACUCCUGCAAUUAAUAGAAUCAAACCACGGAAGAUUUAGGAGCCCCCCUAUUGGUCCGAUAGGGGCUCAUCUGCAACUUGCUAGUGAGUCCUGGUCUGUCGCAGUUGAUUUCGCAUGUGGAGGGCUUCUGGAUGCAUUUAUUGUCUCGUGUCAUAAGGAUUUACAAGUUCUGCGAGAAUGCGCGAAUAGAGUGUAUUACAAUAACCUUCGAAUUAUUGUGUAUGAUUUCACUAGACAGCGAUUGAUCAUUCCAGAUGGUUCACUUCCUACAACAGAGCACCCUACAGUACUAUCAGUUAUUCAGUCAGAGAACCACACUGUGCUGAAUGUAUUGGUAGAUCAGCAGAUAUUUACUAAAGUUUCUUUGUGUCAGGGUCACGCUGAAAGGCAGGUCCUGGUUCGAGAUUAUGAAGUCGGAAAAUCUGUUGCAUUUGAUCACAGGAUGCGGAAUAUAAAGGAAGUCUAUACCUCUGAUGGGUUCAGAAUGUUUUCUAGAGGUUCUGUUCAGACUAUUCUUCCUCCAAACAAAAGGCCAAGACCUGAGCGUUGGUGCAGUUCACCUGCAGAAAAAAUAGCUGAACUGAAGAAUGAAGUUGACGGUAUUCAAAGAAUAAUCUCGGAAAAGAAUGCUCAGAGAAGGAAGUUGGUUAAUGACCGAAGUAACCUUGAACAGAAAAUAGCAAAUUUGAAGAGAAAACGAGAACCUGAGGAGCGCCAUUUAAUGAAUAAAAAAGUGCAACUUGAAGACGGAAGGAGAGCUACUGCUGAAAAUAAUAGGCAUGCUGCUGUGGACACCACUGAACUAGAGGAGGACAUAAAGGAAGAGAAGAAUAACAUUGAGCAGAAAGAACUAUCACUGCAGAAGACUAAUGUGAAGUUAACAGCAGCUUUACGAGAAGUGAAUGAUAGAAGAACGGCAUUCAAGACCUUUAUGGAUUCUGUGAAUGAGGAGAGAUUACAUUUUAGCAGCGCAAAUGAUGAACUAGAUCUUGUUAAGCGUAAAAUAGAUGCAGCUCAGCAGGAGAAGACUCACUAUGAAGGUGUCAUGACAACUAAAGUUUUACCUGAUAUUAAAACGGCUGAAGCAGAGUAUGCAGAUCUUCAGCAGCGUCAGCAGGAGUACUUCAAGAAGGCUUCGAUUAUUUGCUCUGAGAGUGACAUGGAAGCUCUGAGUCAUGUUGCUGGAUCCACCCCUGAACAAUUAAGUGCUAAGAUAAAUAGACUGAAACAGAGAUUUGAUCAAGAAAGCAGAAGAUAUGCUGAGUCCAUAGAUGAUCUGAGGGCAUUGCAUGACAAAAAGGAACGGAAAAUCUUAAGAAAGCAACAGCUGUAUGCAGGUUUUAGGGUGAAAUUAAAUUCAUGUCAAAAAGCAUUGGACUUGCGAUGGAAGAAGUUCCAGAGGAAUGCUGGCCUUUUGAAGCGACAAUUGACAUGGCUGUUCAAUGAGCACCUGGGAAAGAAAGGUAUCAGUGGGUUCAUCAACGUAGAUUACAAGAGUAAAGUUUUGUCUGUUGAGCUGACGAUGCCUCAAGAUGCAUCCCGUGAUACUGUCAGAGACACUAGAGGACUGUCAGGAGGGGAGCGAUCUUUUUCAACACUUUGCUUCACUUUAGCUCUUCAUGGAAUGACAGAAGCACCUUUUAGGGCCAUGGAUGAGUUUGACGUUUUCAUGGAUGCGGUGAGCCGCAAAAUAAGCUUGGACACCCUCGUAGAUUUUGCUGUUGCACAAGGGUCACAAUGGGUAUUUAUAACACCGCACGAUAUCAGCAUGGUGAAGCCUGGAGAUCGGGUCAAGAAGCAGCAAAUGGCCGCCCCUCGCGGUUGA